Messenger RNA from Hevea brasiliensis (rubber tree), 657 nucleotides. Its product is annotated as cell wall protein IFF6-like. The transcript has 3 exons. Lineage: Eukaryota; Viridiplantae; Streptophyta; Magnoliopsida; Malpighiales; Euphorbiaceae. Bases 1 to 657 code for a protein of 218 amino acids. The record is from RefSeq and is a predicted model, not a curated record.
AUGCAAUCUCAGGGAAUUAAAGAAGGGGAUGUACUUGAUGUACAGCGUGGGCCAAUUGAAGAUAAUGCAGCAUAUAAGGGUCAUGAUAGGUAUGUAGGUACAAAUGAGUUUAGAGUUAAAGGCACUGAAGAGCACUUGGACAUUGAUGAUAAAAUAGUAAGGGAAGUAGUGAAGUGGACAAUGAAGGAAAUGAGCAACACAAGUAAUGCAACAUCAUCACCACCAACUGGUGGUGCAUCUAGUUCAAGGCCAAGCGCAAGUGGUGACUCAACUGUUAUGGGUGUCAGUAGGGGAAUAACUUCAGGCAUGGGAAUUGGUUAUGGUAGGGGAAUUGGUUCUAGUAGGGGUAUUGGUUCUGGUAGGGGAAAUGGUUCUAGCAAGGGAAUUGGUUGUGAUAGGGGAAGUUAUUCUGGAAGGGGAAUUGGUUUUGGCAAGAGAAAUGGUUCUGGAAGGGGAAGUGGUUCUAAUAUAAUUGAUGGUGUUGGAAUGUCAAGUGAAGCUUCUAUUAGGAGACCAAAAGUUCCUAAUUCUGGUGCUACAACUUCUUCAAGUCAACCUGGGAGAUCAGUUGAGAAAAUGAUCAUUAGUAGUCGUACUGUUAAACAUGCAUCAGAAGCAAUUAGUGACUUAGGAUUCCAACCUAGAGUGUUGAGAUGA